This is a messenger RNA of Parnassius apollo (apollo), 414 nucleotides long. The record is from the annotation of a GenBank genome assembly. NCBI's taxonomy places the organism in Eukaryota, Metazoa, Arthropoda, Insecta, Lepidoptera, Papilionidae.
AUGACAGUGAAAGCACUUUGCCGACGAGAUGCGACACUUUUAACUGCAGAAGCUGCCCUUAGAUAUAUGCUACGAAAAUUAAAUAACCAAAAAAUAAGUUUAUCUAAAUCUCUGGCGGAAGCUCUAAGAAAGCGCAUAUCGGAAAUACGACAACCUAUGACUGCAAUUUUACAGUAUCUUCAUAACCCGGAAGAAUAUUUCAAAGAAAUUGCAGAGACACGCCGAGAUAACCAUCCAGAGUUUCCUAGAAUGAGUUGUGAUGAAAUGAUUACUUCAAUUACUGAACAUAUUCAUCGAUUGCAAGAACAGACUCUCAACUCUCUACAAAACAGGAGUGCGAUGAGCUCAUCUACUGCCGCUUCUGCUUCUGGUGAAAAGGAAACAAGUGAAGAUGAUACAGGUACUGUUCUGUGA